GGAGAGGCGAAACAGAGAGUUGUUGAACUGGAAAAUAUGGAAGAUGAGCAAGUUAGUAAUUUAUGCCUGGAAUGCGUAGAUAAGUGGAACAAUGAAUCGAACAAAAAUGAUUAUCGCCUGUUUUGGGAAGGUAACUACUAUGAUAGCGAUGUUUAUGAUUAUGGUGAAGUCACUAGUGACAGCUUAACGGUACUGGUCCAGAAAUGUGCCAAUGUAUUCACCAAGCUGGGCCUUCAGGACUCCACGAUUUUAUUGUAUCUCCCAAAUGUCUUGCAGUUGCCAGUGGCAUCAAUGGCUGCUUUAAGAAUCGGAGCCAAAUUCUUGCCCUUUGCUGCCUCUGACGAAAGUAUUGAGCAUUUGAAAAAUAUCUUGACAGACGCAAAAAUUGAUGCUGUAAUUACUGUAGAUGGAUUCUGGAGAGGUACCCAUCUGAUUAAAACAAAAUUUACACUUGACAAAGCAAUCGAAGAAUCAAAAGCGAAUGUGAGACGCGUUUUAGUGGUACGCCAUGUGUCACCAAACAAGGGAGUUCCACCACCGCGCCGAGAAUAUGUGGCCUCUAGGCCUUACUACGGCUACACUGUAAGUCAUAAUGUGCAAACUAAUGCACUAAAAUCAAAACCCUUCGUUACCAAACUUGAUACAAGGCAUUUCGUAAACAUGAAGGAAGAGAGAGACUCGUGGUGGUCGGAACACUUUCCAAACGCAAACAUUUCCCACAGUCCAUCUCCAACAGAUACUCCUGCAACCAUGAUCAGAGUCUCUUGGCGAGACGGAAAACUUUCACUGUCUUCUCUUCCAAACCCUGUUAUAAAACAAAACAUUCAGAAAGUUGCCGAACUGACGCACCCAAAUGAAAUAUGUUUUGUGGCAUCAUACUCUGAUGCCGCAUUGGAAACAAUUGCUAUUCUAGGAGUCCUGUCAUCCGGAGCUAAAAUUGUGCUUUUCGAAGGAGAUGGAUGCUAUCCAGACUACUCAAGGCUGCUGCAAGUGGUCGAAAUUUACGAAGUUAAAAAGUUGCUGAUUUGUGAAGAAGACCUUAAACCUCUCAUCCAACACCCAGAGUAUUCACAAUUAUGGAAUACCAGCUCAUUAGAAGAAAUCGUUAUACUUGGAAGCGGUCAUGAAAAAGAACCUCUGCAAAAACUGUAUGAUAAACAAUGCAUCAAACACUUACCUCUUCUACAGAGUAAAGAUACCAAUCUUUAA
Molecule: messenger RNA, 1209 nt
Organism: Enterobius vermicularis (human pinworm)
Lineage: Eukaryota; Metazoa; Nematoda; Chromadorea; Rhabditida; Oxyuridae
Source: the annotation of a GenBank genome assembly